AUGGAUUAUUCAGAAAAUGUUCCCUCUAAUGAUCAAGACGAAAAUUCCACCACUGUUGCACCACCACAUCCUCUCACUACCUACUUGACAAGAGAUCAAGAGCAUGAGAUCAUGGUCUCUGCUUUGCGACAAGUGAUAUCCAACUCAGGAGGUGACACGUCAUCAUCAAAUCUGAUCGCUGGCCAAGUUCUUCCGCCGUCGGACGCUGGUCCUUGUCCUCUCUGCGGCGUUACCGGUUGCUACGGCUGCGCAUUUCAACGGCGGCGGCAUGAAGAGUUGAAGGAGGAGAAGAAAUACAAAGGAGUGAGGAGGAAACCGUCGGGUAAAUGGUCGGCGGAGAUAUGGGAUCCGGUUUUGAAAGAAAGGAGGUGGCUUGGAACGUUUCCGACUGCGGAGAUAGCUGCACGUGCUUACGACGAGGCUGCAGCUGAGUUUGUCGGGAGAAUGUCAGCGAGACGUGGCACAAUGAACGGAGAAGGAAUUAAGCGGCGGCGGAGAUGA
Molecule: messenger RNA, 501 nt
Organism: Thlaspi arvense
Lineage: Eukaryota; Viridiplantae; Streptophyta; Magnoliopsida; Brassicales; Brassicaceae
Source: the annotation of a GenBank genome assembly